UCAAACCAAUCCUGGUCAACAAACAAGGUCCCGUUAAAACCUAUGUGGGUGCGAUUGCAUUUGCAUCUUGCCAGGGAAAAUCCAGAUAAUGGAUCCUUUCUAGGACCGCGCCGUCGUCGUCGCUGUUACACAGGUAUUGAUGGUAGUAUAGGAGUAUAAUCGAUGGAUUAUUAGUUUCGUUUCGUGCGUGGUCCGGCUCAUUUCCACCGGAGAAAACCGGGCAAUCCUGCACUGGUGGUGAUGAGUCUCCGAGGCGGUGAACCUGUUCCUCGGUGCGCACAAAGCCUGUAGUCGGGCCGGAUUUCUACGAGCAUACCGUGUACACGAAUGAUGCUCAAACAUGACGGGGAAUCACUACAAGGGCCACGAGGUCAGCUGCUGCAUCAAAUAUUUCAUUUUUGGAUUCAACAUCCUGUUUUGGCUACUGGGGAUGGCCUUGGUUGCAAUUGGACUGUGGGCAUGGAGUGAAAAGGGGGUGCUAUCCAACAUCUCGUCCAUCACGGACCUGGGGGGUCUCGACCCGGUCUGGCUCUUCAUGGUGGUCGGGGGCGUGAUGUUUAUCCUGGGUUUCGCUGGGUGCAUCGGAGCACUGCGGGAAAACACCUUCCUGCUCAAGUUUUUCUCGGUGUUCCUGGGAAUCAUCUUCUUCCUGGAGCUGACUACGGGCGUGCUGGCCUUCGUGUUCAAGGACUGGAUCAAGGACCAGCUCAAUCUGUUCAUCAACAACAACAUCCGGGCGUAUCGGGACGACAUCGACCUGCAGAACCUCAUCGACUUCACCCAGGAAUACUGGGAUUGCUGCGGCGCCUUUGGUCCGGACGACUGGAACCUCAACAUCUACUUCAACUGCACCGACGCCAACCCCAGCCGCGAGAAGUGCGGCGUUCCCUUCUCCUGCUGCACUAAAGACCCAGCGGAGGACGUGAUAAAUACACAGUGUGGUUAUGACAUACGAGCCAAACCGGACGCCGAGCAGAAGGACUACAUCAACGUGAAGGGCUGCGUGCCGCAGUUUGAGAAGUGGCUGCAGGAUAACCUCACGCUGGUGGCGGGCAUCUUCAUCGGCGUGGCCCUGCUACAGAUUUUUGGCAUUUGUUUGGCACAGAACCUAGUGAGUGACAUUGAAGCUGUGCGGGCCAGUUGCUUUUUUACCUAACAUUGACGCCGUUCUUACAGUCCUACAGGACGUUGCAGCUUGCAUCUCUGAACAUGGCGAGGAAUCGAAGGCUUGACUAUUUGGAAAGGAGUAUUUACCAAUCACCUUCACCAUUUGUUCUCUAAGAAACCAGCACCUUUAGUAACGCAUUCGAAAUACUGAACAAUAGGUUGUGUUGGGAGUUGAAGAGAAUGGCUUUAGAUGCACUUAACGUUCAUUAUGUCAUCCUAGCUCCAAUUCUCGAUUACCAGUGUUGAAGUUUUGAUACAUUUUUGAAAAACAAUAGCAUUGUAUUUUUUAAAAACCUGUGGUAACGAAAACUAACGAACGUCGUGAACGUCAUCCGUCUAGAUCCGACGCUCAAGCGAAAAACGUAGAAUAUUUUUCUUUUUUUUGUCUUAGCCGAGAAAAAACAAACGGACGAAGGACGUAGCUUUGCUCCACAUUCAGUGCUUGCCUCACCAUCCAUUCCACUAUUAGUCUUUGACUGUUGCACUAGCCGACGGAGUUCGGAAAAAAAGAGGGACCUUCUUUGCUUCAUUUUGUUAGCAAAAAAAAAAAACAAUUUCAAAAGAGGAGAUUUUUUAGUUAUGGUUUUAAUUUAUUCUUCACUGUAAAAAAAAAAAGACGAAAAAAAAACCCUCAACA
Messenger RNA from Gadus macrocephalus (Pacific cod), 1804 nucleotides. It is a transcript of the gene tspan5a, whose product is annotated as tetraspanin 5a. Gene Ontology annotation, cellular component: membrane. Gene Ontology annotation, biological process: regulation of vascular endothelial growth factor signaling pathway; protein maturation; protein localization to plasma membrane. The record is from RefSeq and is a predicted model, not a curated record. The coding region runs from base 341 to 1156 and encodes 271 amino acids. The transcript is spliced from 10 exons. Lineage: Eukaryota; Metazoa; Chordata; Actinopteri; Gadiformes; Gadidae.